AUGGCCGGAAUCCCGGGCGGGAGGCGUGGUUCUGAUGGCAGCGACGGCAUCCGCGGCCCCGGCAUCGAGAUGGUCGGCGAAGUGGUUCUCGUCUGCGUUCUCUCACGCACCUGGACCGGCGACUUUCCCCAGGCGCGGCGGAGUUCGCGAGUGAGCGCGCGGAGAGCGGCGUGGGGAGCGGCGCGGGGCGGAGCUGGAACCAGCGACUGCGGUUGCAGCGGAUUCCAGACGCCGGUGGAAGCUGUGGAGGUGAUGGAGGCGAAGGAGGGGGGCGACGGAGGAGGCGGGGGUGGGCGUAUUAGCCUUGGAAGAGAAGCGCCUCCCCGCCCGUGCUUCACCGCUUCGCCCCCGCUCCUUGCAUUCCUUCCAGGGCACUCGAGUUACACGACCUUCGAAUACGAAAUGUUGGGGCACGCUCGAGAUACGUACGUGACCAACGGCCCACCAGACAUUAGUCGCAGAAGAUAUUUCUUCAGUAGGUGA
This is a messenger RNA of Gryllus bimaculatus (two-spotted cricket), 483 nucleotides long. NCBI's taxonomy places the organism in Eukaryota, Metazoa, Arthropoda, Insecta, Orthoptera, Gryllidae. The record is from the annotation of a GenBank genome assembly.